Molecule: messenger RNA, 1083 nt
Organism: Anarrhichthys ocellatus (wolf-eel)
Lineage: Eukaryota; Metazoa; Chordata; Actinopteri; Perciformes; Anarhichadidae
Gene: mgst3b
Product: microsomal glutathione S-transferase 3b
Exons: 4
Coding region: 149-571 (140 amino acids)
Cellular component (GO): membrane; endoplasmic reticulum; nuclear envelope
Molecular function (GO): glutathione transferase activity; glutathione peroxidase activity
Source: RefSeq, a predicted model, not a curated record
AUGUAACCUCGACUCCUGUUUACUUGGUUGCGUCCUCCCUCCAGCGCCAAAUCUUUCCUUCCACUCCGCUUGAAUAAGAAGUCACAGAUCGUGUUGUGUGCAGGCCGCCGACUUCUGACAACUUGAAACGCAAUCCUAUCGAGCAGAGAUGGACAUUUUGACUGUGUUGCCGUCCCACUUUGGCUAUGCCAUAUUCACCUACCUCUACAGCUGGAUUAUGCUGGGCUACUUGGCAGUAAAAGUCGGGGGUGCCCGGAAGAAGUACGACGUCAAGUAUCCCACAAUGUACAGUGACAAGGAGCAGGUAUUCAACUGUAUCCAGAGAGCGCACCAGAACACGCUGGAGGUGUACCCUCAGUGGCUCGUCUUCCAGACCAUUGCAGCUCUUGUCUACCCGUUAUCAGCAUCGGUGCUGGGGGCUAUUUGGGUGACCAGCAGGUUUUCCUACGCCUGGGGCUACUACACAGGAGAUCCAUCCAAGAGGAUGUAUGGUGCCUAUGGCUACAUUGGAUACUUCGGUGUCAUCUUCCUGUCCAUAUCUGUAGCCUUGCAGUUGCUUGGAGUCUUUUAAGACAAUUGCCAUCUUGUUUACUCAUUUAUACUGGCUUGUAUGGCAUUUUCAAAUGUAUCAACUAUAAAGUAGCUGUACAAUUCUUUGUAUACUGAUUUCAAAUCAUGAUGCUAAACACAUUUUUGUGGACCACUAACUUGCUACUUGAUAUCUUUUUAUUCCAUCUAUUCGUUUGUGAAUGUCUUCAUGUGAUCGUCAAUAAAGUAAAGUAGAUGCUGAUUGAUGCUACAGCCCUGGGGGGGGGGGUUUCUCCAGUACCCUGUUUGCAGUUGCAGGCCUUACAUUUUGUGAAUAAUGAAAGGGGCUGCAGCAUGCUUGAAGGCCCCAUGUGACUCUCACAUGAUGUCCCAGGCACGGGUCUCAGAUCCGAUUAUACAGCAAACGGCUUCAAGAACACCAACAGGUUGUUUUAGCAAUCAAUAACGGAUCUAAGAGAAUGUUCUGUUGAUUGUGUCAACUUCUUUCCUCUGAGAUAAAGUGUAAACUUUCAAUAAACAGCAUGUUUCAAUCAA